AGUAUUCAGUGUGUGGAGCUGAAACUACCCACUGAGCUGGCACUGCAGCUCACGGAACUCUUCGGUCCUGUUGGAAUAGACCCAGAUACCUGCCCGGCCGAUGACUACACAGUGCAGAUGGACCUGAGCUUGGCAAAACUGCUCCACCAGAAGUGGAAGGAAACCAUCCAGGAACGGCAAAGACAAGCAACUCUUUCCUUUCACUUGCUGCAGGAAAAUAAUUACAUGCCAUUGGACAACCAGCCAGACGCCUUUGGUCGGAUCCCGUUCAUGGACCACUGGAAUGCUCCCCGUCCACAUGUCUCUCUUCGAGAUAUUAUAAAAGAGCAACAGGCUUUACAGGAAAACGUAAAGAAGACCAGACAAAGUCGUGCAGAAGUCGACCGACGUGACGGAGCCACAUUGUUGAAAGAGAACCAGCUGUACUCCCUGUUCCCCUCCAUUGACAGGCAUUUUCUCCAGGACAUCUUCAGAGACCACAAUUACAACCUGACUCAGACAGAGCUGUUUCUUCGCUCUCUGCUGGACGAGGAGCCUGUGAAGACAGUAGUUGCCCCAGAAGCUCCUCGGUCCGACCACCACAGAGCAGCCAGCAAGGAGAGGGAAAAGAGGCAGAAAGCCCUGGAGGCAGUCGUACCAGACUAUCAGAACACAGAGGACCCCGAGUAUACAGACUUCAGGGCUGAGGCCGACCUGCAGAGGAGCCGACAGCUCGAGAGUUUCGCGAAGGCUGCAGAGGCCUACAAGCAGGGGCGCAAAGAAGUGGCAUCAUUUUACGCACAGCAGGGACACUUGCAUGGCCAGCGGAUGCAUGAGGCCAAUCACCGUGCUGCAGUUCAGAUUUUUGAGAGGGUCAACUCAUCGCUGCUGCCCAGAAAUAUCCUGGACCUCCACGGGCUGCAUGUAGACGAGGCUCGAGAGCAUCUGGCCCGAGUCUUAGAGGAGAAAACCGCAGAAUACAAGCAGGGUCUGUGUCGACCUCAGCUCUCUGUCAUCACAGGAAGAGGGAACCACAGCCAGGGGGGCGUGCCCCGCAUCCGCCCCGCCAUUAUAGAAUACCUCAUGAGCAAAGACUACUGGUUCACAAAGCCAAAGCCAGGCGUUUUGGUGGUUUCAUUGAAAUGAAAAGAACCAGUUUAUUGGAUUCAGACUACAGCUGCUACGGAGGACAACUCUUUCUAUAUCCGCCAUCCUCCACGUCUGCGAUGCCCAAAUACAAAUAUUCCAGUCUGUACGGUGUGAUACACUCAGCCUACUUGUCUUACUUCUGUUAGUCAGUUUGGGUAGUUUUUGUUUUUUACUCAACCUGUCUCUCUCUCUUUUUCUGUGAACUUACAGGUACAUAAUGUCUGGUUAAGCUGAGGCUAUAUUCAAAUCAGAUUUUAAUGUUAAAUCUAUAUUUUUCCUGUGUUUAUGAAAAAGGACUGCAUUAGUGUGAAAGGAAAAAAAUCUGCAUCUGUAAAGCGAGAAUACAUGGAUACUAUAUUUAUAUUUAAAAAUAUUUUAGUGUACAUUUGCCUUUGGUGUAUUUUAAAGAGAGAAAAAUUCCUGUUUAUCAGACUCCAUGUUAAAUAAGUUAUUGAAUCAUUUGAACAUUUAUUCAUUUGGAGUCAUGUUUGAGACACAUUGUGAAUAUUUUACCCAACUUAAUUUGAAUCAUGAUCGCUUGAUGUCUGCUGAGAGAUUUCUCUCUAAGAUUUUAAUUCAUAUAAAACAACUUAUUUGAGACAUAGUUUAACCGUUUUAUUUGAUGUUGGUUAUACAUUUACUGUUUUGCCAUCACAAAGCCAAAUGUUUAGAAGAAAGAACACCAGCCUGAAGCUCCACAGAUGAUCAAAGGCCAACAACCUCAUCAGGUUGAACCUCCACUGUGAUUCUCGUCUUUGCAGUUCCUUUUGCAACAUUAUACUGUUCGUUUACUUUUGCGUAAGUCCAAACAAAGUUUAGCUGCUAAUAUAUUGAUAUUUCCACUCAGGUGACCAUUUAAUAAUUCACAAUUUUUCUUCUUUUUCAAGGCCGGUUGAUUGUUUCUGGCCUGGUAGCUUUUUAAAACACACUGUGCCAAAUUUUGUAGCAGCUGUAUUGCUAAUAUUACUACAUUAGUUUUGUAAACUUAAAAUCUUUUCUGUUUUUCUUUUCUACCUGUAUAAUAUUUUUCAUAAAAGUGUAAAAACGGUGUUAGCAAAUUUUACUGACUGUACAUAAUGUUGUGAGGACAAGAAUAUUGUAUUUUUUAGUCAUUUGAUGGUAAGGUUUUACAGAGCAUAUAAUAAGGUGGAAUAAAAUCGUAUUUGUUUACA
Acanthochromis polyacanthus (spiny chromis) is the source of this 2300-nucleotide messenger RNA. RefSeq names its product NEDD4-binding protein 2. Lineage: Eukaryota; Metazoa; Chordata; Actinopteri; Pomacentridae. The record is from RefSeq and is a predicted model, not a curated record. The coding region runs from base 118 to 1125 and encodes 335 amino acids. The transcript is spliced from 10 exons.